This is a messenger RNA of Uranotaenia lowii, 2237 nucleotides long. RefSeq lists its product as uncharacterized. Lineage: Eukaryota; Metazoa; Arthropoda; Insecta; Diptera; Culicidae. The transcript is spliced from 2 exons. The record is from RefSeq and is a predicted model, not a curated record. Bases 804 to 2225 code for a protein of 473 amino acids.
AAAAAACAUCGCACGGCUUGACAGUUCUGCCGUUGCGGGUGUGUUAGUGCGUGACUGCCGAAACAGCUGAUCGAAACAGCAGCAGCAGCACAGUCGAACAUAAACCAUCGCCGUGUUGAAAUCGUCCCACAAUAAACCGCCGCGAAUCUAAUCGAAAUUAAAGUUUAAGUGGUUUUUAUUUUAUCCGCGAAUUCCGAACAAGUGUCCGAACCGGUUAAGUGCUCGGGUGAACAUUUUUCCCCCAACAUUUUGGUCCUUCGAACCGGAUUCAGGACAUUUGUGGAAGCCCCGUGGACCGCGGAAUAGUGAAGCUGUUCGAGCUAUUGUUCCUGCCUGAUAGCUGCACCAUUUUGGACGCAGGAUUCGCCAUCGCUACAGCAGCUGAGAGACGACGCCGCGACGCCAUCGCAGAUUUCGGUGCAAUUGGAAAUUGCAGUUAAUCACCUGGAACUGUUCAGCACUUUUGAGGAGACAAUAAACAGUAAACGAGUUCGGUAAAGUGUACGAUUGGUGGCUUGAUGCAUGUGGCCUACCUGAGAGAAAAAAUAAAGAUAUUGCAUGUGAGUAAGACUUGGUUUGUUGCAUGUGGUGUGAGCCUUGUACGCUGUAAUUUGGUCUCGGAUUCUGCCGCUACGUUUCACUUUGUUGAUUUUUAUUGGUUGCCUCCCCCUCGCUGCUGUCAAUAGGGUUGCCAGUUGUCAGUUUUAUCGGUACUGUGGAACGUUGAGUCGAUUUAUCGGUCAGUGAAUUACUAUUGCAGUGUAACAUAUUUGGUGCAGUGUCAGAUUAUAAGAAGUGUAGCAAUGUCUAAAAGUACGCUGAAGGCUUUGCUAAAACGUGAACGGCAGUUGUAUGUGAUUUUUGAUGGUACUGAUAGAUUCAUCCAAACCUAUCAGAUUGAUAGUGAUCGGUGUCAAUUAAGUUCGAGAUUGCAUGUGAUUGAUACUGUGUACAGUGAGUUUUUUGAAAUACGGAGCAAAAUUGAACUUUUGCUGGAUGAAGCGGAUGAGAAAGAACAGAAAGAUGCUGACAGCGAAGUCAAAGGAGAGAUUGCCAAGCAACGUGAAGAGGAAAACGACAAGGUUCUACAGCAAUUUGAUGACCGAUACUUCGCGAUCCGAGGUGACCUCCUUAGACUCCAAGGUGAUAAGGAUGCCUUAGGUGAGAACGCAACCAGCAACAGUCAGAGUCAGUCUGCGUCAGGAAAUACUUCGAGAGUAAAGCUACCAGAGAUACGUUUGCCGUCCUUUAGUGGAAAAAUAAGAGAGUGGAUUACAUUCCGGGAUUCCUUCCGAAGCCUUAUCCAUGACAACGAGCAUCUGACGUCUAUGGAUAAGUUUACAUACCUUCGCUCCUCUCUACAGGGUGAUGCACUUAAGGAAAUCAACAACAUUGAGCUUUCAGAGGCAAACUACGACGUCGCCUGGAAAACUUUGCAAGUUCGUUAUGAAAAUAAGAAGCUGAUUGUGAAGGCUCAUCUCGACGCUCUUUUCGCCCUCGAACCGCUUAAAAAGGAGAAUUAUGACGGUCUGAACUUCCUCAUCAGCGAGUUUGAGAAAAACUUGAUGAUGUUACAGAAAAUCGGAGAGCCAACGGAGUCUUGGAGCACAAUAUUAGUCUACAUGUUGUGUUCUAGACUAGAUUCUGCAACAUUGCGCCAAUGGGAGACGCAUUACGGGUCUAAGGAGGUCCCAACGUACGAUGAGCUGCUUCUGUUCUUGCAAGGUCACUGCUCUGUUCUCCAAUCAAUCACCUCUGCAAGAAAUCCACCAUCCGAAGCCCGUCAGACGAGAUCAACAGUUUGUAAUACAACCAUCAGAUCAGUUUCACGUUGUCCGUUCUGUGCAGAUCCAUGGCACUCACCGUUCCAGUGUGGCAAAUUUCAACGGAUGAAGGUUCCCGAGCGAAUGGAUGCUGCCAUUCGAAACAAGUUGUGUCGGAAUUGUUUGAUGCCAGGCCACUUCUACCGAAAUUGUGAACGAGCCGCAGUUUUCGGCACAAUACCGACAGCAGAGUCAAACGCGUUCGGCGCAACAAAUACCGUUUCAACCGCAACCGCAGCCAAUGAAUCAACAGCAACAACACAACUCAAGACCAAUACAGCAUGCGCACACCACUACACAGCAUGCACAAACCCACUCACACAACACAAACACAAAUCCAGACAACGCACAAGCCACCACAAGUCAGAAUUACGUAGCACUUCCGUUUACACCGUCUCGUAAUAUUUUACUGUC